GUAAAAGGGCAAAAGCUUACUUGAUUUUGAUUUUCAGUACGAAUACAGACUCUCUUAAGGUGCCCUAGUGCCCUCUCAACUAACUAAUUAAUGACCUCACCUUUCAAGGUCCGUCAUCGGAGUGGGAAAUACUAUGACUCCCUUAAAGCAACCAAAUACCCCUUCAUCUAGUUGGCGAGAGCAACUAUACGUCCCUAUCUUUUACGGUACCUAUGGAAGUCAUGGUUGCAGGGUAACUACCUCUUCGUGGUUCCCGCUAGUAACGUGGCGGUAUUUCUGCUACGGCUAAAUGUUACCCCUGAGAGCUGGCUGAACGCCUUUAGGCCUGCUCUCAGUAUGGCAUGCACCUGGCCUUGUGCUGGACUGCAUGUACCCUGGCUUGGUGGUUAUUACACUAAGCUCCAGUGGUUAAUAUUUUCCUUGACCGGGGUACCUAGCCUGUCGUAUGCCUUGAUGGUGUUCUCGUAACUUUCGGGUUGCCUGAUCUGCCAAGGGCGACGGGACAGUGCAUGAUCCUAUUUUUGUGUGCUAGGUUCAAAGAGAAUUGUAUGCUAUAUGCAUGCAAUUCCGCCUCGUUAUUGUUCCUAUUUCAAACCUCUUACAUUAUCGAGGCAAAACCCGACUCACACGACCACAUCGUGCCUCCCGGUUGAUGAGACGUAUGUCCCAUGAACCAACGUGAGCGGUACCGGGUGGUGGAGAUCGGGCUAAUCACCCACUCUACCUAUACCCACCCACUGAUUACGAAUCCUACAAUGAAAAAAUGCAUCUCUACCCAUGGUUCAAAAAAAGACCAAAAAAAUCUCAAAAACUCUCAAAAACUAAAAUUUGGCUUAUGGAACGUCCGAGGUUGCUCACAAGAAAGCAAAUUACAUCAGAUUGCGAGUCAAAUAACUGAACGACAGUACCACCUAGCAGUGAUUACCGAGACCAGAAUGCCCAGCAAGAUAUUAGAAAUGGAUGAACACACAACCCUACUCAACUGCAAUCCAGAUACAAGCGACUACAAAAACACUGGUGUUGCCUUCAUCGUCAACAAUCACACAAACAUUACAACAUCGCACUUCAAUGAAAUAAACAGCAGAAUUGCAACGAUAAUCGUCCACUCCAAGUCAAUGAACCAAUCCUUCAAUGUUAUUGGAUGCUAUUCUCCUACAGAAGCCUCAGAUGAUGACAACCAAAAAGACAACUUCUACCUCUCAUUAAAACAAACAAUCAUGAACAUCAAGCAAAACAAGCUACCGAUAAUAUUAAUGGGAGAUUUCAACUGCAGACUGAGCCAAGAACUACACACGAUGUACCCUCACAUAAUUGGCAAAGCAAUAAAAUUAGAAAAAGAUACUUCACCAAAUGGCAUCAGAUUAAUCAACCUCUGCCAGUCAACGAAACUAAAAAUCAUGAACACCUUCAUACAAAAAUCACAUAACAAAUCGAUCACGUGGAUGCACCCUAACACAAAUGAUGCUCACACCAUUGACCUAAUUCUCUCAGAUAAUAAACCUAAUUCAAACAUCACAAUAUGCGACGUACACAACUCACGUUCAAUGGAAGCCAACUCAGAUCAUUUCAUGCUCACCACAAUAAUCAAACUCCAACUUAAAAAAUCAAAAAAGAAACACAAACACACGCACAAAACAUGCACACAAAAUAACUCACGAAAUGCCAUUCACUCCUUGUCCUCGGAAUACCCAACAAUACUAACAAAUCUAAUAAAUGAGACAAAUGACCUGACACAAAUAGAAAAAUCCAUCAUAUGUGCUGCAACAUUAGCUGCAAACCCUCGAAAGUCAACAAUAAAAAGAUGGCAAACACAAAUCAGCGAGGACCUAAAAGAGGAGCUCAAACACAGAAAACAGCUAAGACUCCAAUGGCUAAACAAUCCAACCACCGAAAACAGAGACAAAUAUAACCAAGCAAACAAACAAGUAAAACAUAAAAUAAAAACAACCAAAGAAGAAUAAAUUCAAAAGAAAACCGAGGAACUGAAUACCUUCUUUGAACAAAAUGAUCUUCACUCCGCAUAUAAAAUGCUUGACGAUAUAUUAGCUACAAUAAGAAACCAAACAUACAAACAGCGCAGAAACCAAAUAAACAACAAAACACUUCAACAACACUACCAAAGCCUAUUCCAAUCAACAACCACAGCAAACCUAGAAUCCUUGAAUGUGAAUCAAUUCAAUGAACCUCUCUUAACAAAACCUGAACUAGACAUAGUUAUCAAAAAUCUCAAAAACAACAAAACUCCCGGCAACAACGGCAUAACCAACGAGAUGAUCAAACAGGGCGGAGAGAAACUACAAUACAUCCUACUAAACAUCAUGAACAAAUUUUGGACAAACCCAAACGAAAUCCCAAACCACUGGUUGAAUGCUAAUGCCAUAGGCAUAUACAAAAACAAAGGAUUGAAAUCUGGUCCAAACAACUACAGAAGCAUCUUUCUACUAGACACACUAAGCAAAAUAUUCUCUGGAAUGAUUUGUAACAGACUGGUGCAACAAACAGAUAAUCGAAUUCCACCAACGCAAUUUGGCUUCAGAAAACACUUAACUACCAGUCAUGCAAUAACUACAAUCAGACAUAUAAUCCAAUGCGCUCUUGAUUCAAAGAAAACGCUAAUCAUCAUCUUCGUAGACCUCACGAAAGCCUUCGACACCAUACCAAAAUCACUAAUUCAGAACGCACUUGCAAAAACAUGCCAUUCUCGAAACAUAAACUUAUGCAUCAAUAAACUAUUGGAUAAUCCAAAAGGCUUCCUAGCAAAGACAAAACUAAACUUCACCAUGUACAGAGGA
This is a messenger RNA of Schistosoma bovis, 2792 nucleotides long. NCBI's taxonomy places the organism in Eukaryota, Metazoa, Platyhelminthes, Trematoda, Strigeidida, Schistosomatidae. The record is from the annotation of a GenBank genome assembly.